AUGGAGUGUGGGAACAGAUCCCAGAUCACCCAUUUCAUCCUGGUGGGGCUCCCGUAUCCCCCAGAGCUGCGGGUGCCCUUGUUCCUCUUCUUCCUCCUCAUCUACCUGUUGACGCUGUGCGGGAACCUGCUCAUCCUGCUGGCGGUGGCCCGGGAGCGCCGGCUGCACAAGCCCAUGUACUGGUUCCUCUGCCACUUGUCCUUCCUGGACAUGACGGUCUCCUCGGUGGUGGUGCCCAAGGUGGUGGCCGGCUUCCUGUCGGGCGGCGGGGCCAUCUCCUUCCAUGGCUGUGUGGCCCAGCUCUUCUUCUUCCACUUCCUGGGCUGCACCGAGUGCUUCCUCUACACGGUCAUGGCCUACGACCGCUUCCUGGCCAUCUGCAAGCCACUGCGCUAUAGCGUCAUUAUGAACCGCAGAGCCUGCCUGUGCCUGGCAGCGGGGACCUGGCUAGGGGGCUCCCUGCACUCGCUGAUAGAGACUGCACUCACCUUCCGCCUGCCCUACGGCCGGGACACCCAGGUAGGCUACAUCUUCUGUGAUAUCCCGGCUGUGCUGAAGCUGGCCUGCGGGGACACAGCGCUCAACGAGCUGGUGACAUUCAUUGACGUGGGAUUCGUGGCCAUGACCUGCUUCCUGCUGAUCCUGACGUCCUAUGUCUACAUCAUCUUGGCCAUCCUGAGGAUCCGCUCCGCUGAGGGCAGGCGUCGGGCCUUCUCCACCUGCGUGGCACAUAUCACCGUGGUGGUGACCUACUACGUGCCCCUGGUCUUCAUCUACCUGAGGCCGGGGUCCCAGCACCCCGUGGACAGGGUGGUGGGUGUAUUCUACACCACGGUGACCCCGCUCCUCAACCCCCUCAUCUACACGCUGAGGAACAAGGAGAUGAAAGCUGCCCUCAUGAGACUGGCAUACGGCCUCUCUAUCUCUGUGCAGCACACAGCACAAAGGGGCCCGUAG
Messenger RNA from Terrapene triunguis (Three-toed box turtle), 957 nucleotides. Its product is annotated as olfactory receptor 10G6-like. Bases 1 to 957 code for a protein of 318 amino acids. Gene Ontology annotation, molecular function: G protein-coupled receptor activity; olfactory receptor activity. Gene Ontology annotation, biological process: G protein-coupled receptor signaling pathway. Lineage: Eukaryota; Metazoa; Chordata; Testudines; Emydidae. Gene Ontology annotation, cellular component: membrane. The transcript is spliced from 2 exons. The record is from RefSeq and is a predicted model, not a curated record.